Scomber japonicus (chub mackerel) is the source of this 2819-nucleotide messenger RNA. Its product is annotated as E3 SUMO-protein ligase ZBED1-like. Lineage: Eukaryota; Metazoa; Chordata; Actinopteri; Scombriformes; Scombridae. Gene Ontology annotation, molecular function: protein dimerization activity; DNA binding. The transcript has a single exon. The coding region runs from base 267 to 2309 and encodes 680 amino acids. The record is from RefSeq and is a predicted model, not a curated record.
UAUCCAAUUGUCUUCAUUAACCUGAUUUCUAACUGUAAAUUGACUUCUUGUUUGAAUGUAAAUGUUGUCAAUGAAUGAGAUAUUUCACCUGGUUUGAUUCAGCUGAACUCUAAAUGAUACAUUUCAGAAUCAUAUAGUUUUGUAGGUUCACAUAUAAGUGUUAUGUUUUCCACAACCUGCAGACAUCCUCAAAUGUUUAUUUCACUAUUCUUGUUAGGUGCUCAAUAAGUGAAGGCAUCCAAGUGGAUUGCUUACGAAAGGAACCAAUGGAGGGUAAAAGUUCAGGACCUUCAUGCUCUGGACUCAAUCUGGUCGCACACCCACGAGCAAAAAGCAAAGUCUGGAAGUACUUUGGCUUUGACACAGAUGCAGAUGGGUGCAUAUUACACUGGAAGCGGAUAUACUGUCGUGUAUGUAUGAGCCAAAUUGCUUACUCUGGAAACACCUCCAAUCUGUCGUACCACCUAGAAAAGAACCAUCCGGCAGAGUUCAGUGAGUUUGUGAAGUGCAACACGGAUCAGAUGCGUGAGGCAUUCGCUACAGCAUUCUCUAGGAUAAAGACAGAGCCACCAGCUCAACAUUUUCAGCAAUCCCAGGACACAAACUUAAAGCAUAGCUUAAACAAUGAAAACAGACGACACAAUGAUCUUACGUUCGCCAUCAUCAAUUUCAUCUGCGAGGGGCUGUAUCCCGUGUCUGUAGUUGAGGAGCCUACUUUCAAGACUUUAAUGAGUACAGUUGAUCCUGGAUACUCUCCACCAACCAAAAGUGACCUGGCAGUUAAAAUGCUUCCUCAGAUGUAUUGCCGUACCCGGGAUAUGGUCUUCAGUGAUCUUGGUGGGGUUGUGAACUGUGGCGUUACUACAGACCUUUGGCAAAGCCAAACCCAGAACAGAACAUAUAUUUCACUCUCUAUGCAUUCAGUUAACUACAAUAGUACAACUGGGUUCUCUAUGACCAACAAGUGCCUUAAAACGUUUGAAGUACAAGAGGAUAACACAGCCGAGAAUAUUACCAGAGCUAUGUAUGAAGCCUUUGUUGAGUGGGGGAUAACUCAUAAAGUCAGCGGUGCCACAACAAAUGGUUCAGUAGAUAUUGUGAAAGCGUGCUCACUCUUGGAACUGUCUGUGGAAAUGCCGUGCCUCGGACACACUAUCAAUCGUGCAAUGGACGAAGCCUUCCAGCUGCCGCGAGUCGACAGCUUUUUAGGAUGUUGCCGAAAACUUGUUGAUCAUUUCAGAGAACCGGCAAUGUAUCUGCUUAGAGAAAAACAGAAGCAGCAUGGCCUUCCACAGUCUGCACUCAUCACAGACAGGGGUAGGCCUUGGUUGGCCACAUUGGCAGUGUUACAAAGAUUAAGAGAGCAGCAGGUUGCUAUAACUGCAACACUCAUAGAGAGUUCCAGUAGCCAACAUUUCAGCUUUGAUGGUCCUGACUGGGCCUUGUUGGAGGGCUUGAUUGAAAUCCUCCAACCUUUUAAAGUUGUAGCAAACAUGAUCACUUCUUGUAGGUACCCAAUUAUUAGCAUGGUAAGGCCUGUGCUUCAUAUGCUUUUGAACACUACCCUUAAAGUUAAAGAAGGGGACCUCAAAGAGAUCAGCAUGACGAAAGAGGUUAUCUCCAAGGUCCUAUCAAACACCUACUCCCAGAAUUCACAACUAUCGCAAGAGAUCUCAACAUUCCUCAACAUUGCUACAUUUCUAGAUCCCCGGUACAAGAAGUUGCCUUUCCUGUCCACACAGGAACGCUCCAAAGUUGAGAGUAACAUUAUUGAGGAGGCAAAAGCAAUCCUUGAGAAGCAGAUUGCGGAGCGACCAUGUCUUGAUGAUUUUUCUGUUGUGUCUGAUGAGCCUCCUAGCAAAAAACAGACACCUAUGCGAGAAUCUUCAAAUAGCAGCGCAACCCAAGACAACCCUCUGGCUGCCAUAUUUUGCCAGUCUGAUGCAGACCAGAGUCAGGAGGAGCUGCAUGCUCAGAUUGUAGAGGAGCUGAGCAACUACAAAUCCCAGAGAGUCCUAGGUCUGAAUGAAGACCCUUUACUUUGGUGGUCAAGUCAUGCAGCUUUGUUCCCCACCCUCCCCAAGGUGCUCCAGAAGUACUGGUGUAUUCCUGCCACAAGUGUCCCUUGUCACAGGCUUUUCAGCUCCUCUGGGACUGUUCUGUGUGGCAAGAGGAACUGUAUAACUCCAGCAUUAGUAGAUCAACAAGUCUUCUUGUAUGAGAACUCACGGAGCUACUACGAGCCUGAACCCUGUGUGGAUGAUUUGGACAAUGUCUGGGAAGGCCACUGUAGUCAGCCACUUGAGUGAUUGUGUGCCUAAAAUCACAAAAUGUCAAAGAAUUUCUACAACUUUAUUUCCUGUGUACUUGGCAGACUACAUGUUAGACCAGCUGAAACAUUAAAAAAUGUAAGGUGUAGUGUGAAAAUGUAAUGGACCUGUUGUUAUAAUAACUUUGCUUGGAUUUCUGGCCUGUAAUAGGUAUGAAAAGGAUAGUGUAAUGUAUGGGGGAAACUGCAUUCUUUCCAGGAGUGAGAUGAGAAGAUUGGUAUCAAUCGAGUUUGAGCUAAGGAGCUAAAGUCAGAUAAUAAACCUUGAUUACAUAAAGACUAGAAUCAGGAGAAACAGCAAGCCUGCCUCUGUCAACACUUCAUAAGUAUGUUCUCCCACCACCUCAUAAGCUCAGUAAUUAAAUGUAAUAUGUUUAAUCUGUACUUAAACAAAAAUGCAAAAACAACUGUUAAGCUGUUGUUGCUCAAUGCUCCAACUUGUAGUUCCACCUUAAAACUACAAACCAGCCAGCUUAGCCAUGUGGCAAUA